Molecule: messenger RNA, 879 nt
Organism: Penicillium lagena
Lineage: Eukaryota; Fungi; Ascomycota; Eurotiomycetes; Eurotiales; Aspergillaceae
Exons: 2
Coding region: 1-879 (292 amino acids)
Molecular function (GO): arylformamidase activity
Source: RefSeq, a predicted model, not a curated record
AUGGCCCAACAAGACAAGACCCUGCCUUCGUAUCAAGCGAUUCCCAGUGUGAGCGGCAUGCCUCAUGGAUGUACCUGGGGGUUUUGGGAUUCCUACAGCAAUGGCCAACCCGAUGAACUUGGAACUUUGAACCUCCUGACUCCUGACCGCGUCCUGCAGGCCAAGGAGGAGGUCAAGCUAGGCAUCAGUGUCGCGAUCAAUUGGCCCUUGGACAAAUGCUCCACGCCUCACUCCAACCGUCGCAAACCAGAGCUUCAGAUCCAUCCGCUGCCGGACUGGGAAGGCAAUGACGAUGAGAUCCACAUGAACACUCAAAGUGGCAGUCAAUGGGAUGGAUUCCGUGGGUAUCUCAAAUGCACUGCUGUUUCGAAAGAAAUUUACUUACGGGACGAUUGCUUGUCAGGGCAUUGGGCUCACCAGCCCACCGGCUUGUACUACAAUGGAGUCACGACCGCCGAUAUAAGAGACAACCGAAGCAAUACGAGGAACGGAAUCGAUAAAUGGACCGAGCGUGGAGGGAUUGUCGGUCGUGGAAUUCUGCUGGAUUACCUUUCCUGGGCGGAUUCGAAGGGCAUUCAUUACUCGCCGGUCGAAUAUCACGAAAUCUCGGUGCAAGACCUGGAGGCGGUCGCUAAGGCUCAGGGGACCGAAAUUCGCCCUGGUGAUAUUCUCCUCAUCCGAUCCGGCUUUGUCAAAUGGUACAAUGAAGCUUCCACAAAAGAGCGCGUAAGCGGAACUGCAGAGGGAAAGGCGUGGGCUGGAGUCGUAGGAACUCAAGAAACCGUCACCUGGAUGUGGGACCAUCAUUUGGCCGCUGUUGGGGGAGAUGCAAAUGCUUUCGAGGCGUGGCCGGCAAAGGAUGAGAUAUACCGUAAGUAG